This is a messenger RNA of Colletotrichum orchidophilum, 330 nucleotides long. RefSeq lists its product as uncharacterized. NCBI's taxonomy places the organism in Eukaryota, Fungi, Ascomycota, Sordariomycetes, Glomerellales, Glomerellaceae. The transcript has a single exon. The record is from RefSeq and is a predicted model, not a curated record. The coding region runs from base 1 to 330 and encodes 109 amino acids.
AUGGAACGAGGCAAGCGCUGCAUUGCUGUUGGACUCUCAUUCAAGAACCGGCAUUGGACGUGUCCACGAUUGACCAGUAAUGGAAAACGCGGCAGAGGACUGUUGCACCAAAAAAGAGUUUCCGGCAUCAUGCCGAUCAAGGGUGAACUUUCAGCAAUUAUGAAGCCCUCAGCAAAGGAGACUAACACCUCUUCAUCCUACUCCUCCUACUCUGAAGCUUUCGGUAGAGGCAGUCAAACGCCGGCUCACCAAGAAGAGACAGUUGCCAAACGACGUGGGACCUGUAUGCAGAGUGUGCUCCGAACCGCAUUUCAUGCUGCAUGGGACUAA